AAUUUCCCAAACAGAAAGAAAAUGGCGGUUUAGACAUACAUCUGCUACAUACUUACAUGUAUUCAAACAUGUCCAUGGAUUUCAGAAUUAUGUCCACGGUCAUGUUAUAUCUGCUUUUCGUCCUGCUUGGUAUAACCCUUGCUGAAGACAUUUCGUCUGACGACCCGGAGGACCGUGUUAGAAGAGAGGCAGAACUGGAAUACCUGUAUUCUCUGCCCAACGACGAUGCUGAGAUACUAGUUCGUGUUGAGAAGGAUGUUGCAGUUGUCGGUGCGGUCAUUGCUGGUGGUAACUUAAUACUGGGCUUCAUCAACACCAUACUGAAAAAUGUGCCCGAUCCCAUUACUCGCACUUGUGUUGUGAGUAUACGUAACUUCCUGGAUACAAAGGCCUUGGUGAAUCCGGUAGUGUAUCCUACGGCAUCUAACAUGAAAGGAAUUCCACCAGAGAGAAUCGGCCCAGAGGAAGCCACUGUGCUCGAGUUUGAUCAAGCCGGAAAGGAUGAAAAACCUGAAGGCUCAUUUGUGUACAAUAUUGAGGGAACGGACCUUUAUGUAACCGUUUUAUUCCACGUGGUACCCCCAAACACCUACAACGCCAGAAUAUUUACUUAUGACGUUGAGUACUCGGACGUCAAAGAAUACCUACACCAAAGCAUGAAAACUGUUGCGGAUUUUUAUCCCUUAGUAGCACACGACACCAUUCAGUAUGACAUACGUCAAGAAUGUGGUUACAAAGUGUCUGUCAUCAUGAAUGACCACGAGAGGGCUACGAUGCAAGUUGACGUCUAUGAUUGCCCGGAUACUAUUGACAAGACUGUCCUAGUCGUGACCAAUCAAACCACCAAUGAAACUAUCAUUGACCCACUGGGAUGUGAGCCUGGCGAUUUACCAAACUGUGGGUGCUGCCACAAUAUCUCCGGCAACUACACUGAUUCUCUCUCGAGCUCCAACGCCAACUCUAAUUCUUUGUCAAUAGAACAAAUUCUAGCUAUAGCGCUAUCACAACUAGUAGCAGUUUUACUAGUUCUGCUAAUAAUUGCUAUUUUCUACAAAAGACACAGACGGUAGACUUUACAAUACCAGUACAACGUGAAAAAAUAAAAAAAAGUUACUAAAAGAAAAGGAAAAAUUAUUUUAGCAAACAAUGUAAAAAUUGUAACUUCGUCACUCACCAUUUGAAGUUAUAAGUAAAAAAAAUAUUCUUAGAAUUUAUUAAAAAGAUAAAUCUUGAGUUCCCGUUUAAAAGUAGUUCGAUAAUCCAUCCUACGUGGUAGAAGUGCAAGUAAAUUCCAUUCCCUAGAUGAAGCGACUUUAAAAGAUUGUCACCAUAUGUGACGAGACGAGCCUUACGAUAAGGAAAUGCGUAAUUGGGAAUAACAGCUUUGAGGGUCUGCCGCUAGAUGGCGUGGGGGUGAAAGCAGUCCUUCUAAAAUCUCGCAGAAUCUCGCUCACGGCUUUACACCACACCGGCGAGGUGUGGGCCAUGGGCCAAGCUGUGAAAGCAGCGUUAGCAUAUACAGAAAAAGUUUAAAAAGAAUCCGUGCUUUUAUAUGCAACCAAUGAAAUUGUUUGAGAAUAGGGGUGAUGUGACGGUAAAUUUAAAAUUGUAGUGUGCAGUCUAAUUAGUCUGUUUCUCCAGAAAAAGGGCAUAGAACACGUUUUAAUGCCUUUUAGGCUUACGCAGUCGACAGUCAAAAUGUAGUUUAACGAAGAGUCUUAUUAUGAAGAUAGUUUUCAGUGUCGAUUGACUCGUUUCUCCCGAACAAUGGUAUUGAACAUAUUGUCAUGCUUUGUAGACUACAUAUAUAACAAGCAGCAGGAACACAUUUUGACAAUGUGUUAUGUACAUUAAAUAAUAUUGGAAUGCCUGGGUGUAUACUUAAACUAUAAUUGUUUUUUCACCGAAAAAGAGUUAUUAAUGUUCUUCAUACUUGUAAUUUUGUGCAUUCAGUUUUAAAUGUGAUAUAAUUUUAGUUAUUAAUCAAUAUUUGCAAAGU
This is a messenger RNA of Lingula anatina, 1999 nucleotides long. RefSeq lists its product as uncharacterized. The record is from RefSeq and is a predicted model, not a curated record. NCBI's taxonomy places the organism in Eukaryota, Metazoa, Brachiopoda, Lingulata, Lingulida, Lingulidae.